Pelobates cultripes (western spadefoot toad) is the source of this 39187-nucleotide messenger RNA. The record is from the annotation of a GenBank genome assembly. Lineage: Eukaryota; Metazoa; Chordata; Amphibia; Anura; Pelobatidae.
GCAUUGUCAGUAAAGCAAUUGUAAACGAACCAGUUUUUCUCACGGUAUUGCUAUUCUGUGUAAAGGGAGGAAUCUCUAAUCACUUGAUGCAUCCAGUGUGCUGGGACCAUGUGUGGGAGUCUCUGAGUAGGUGUGAUCUGAGGUUCGACUGACAGCAGAUACACCCACUGUUGUGCUGGCAUUAUACACCGCCUCUUCCAGAAAGGAAGUUGCCCCACCCUUCUGCAGAGGCUUCCAAGCUCGGAACGUUGUGUAGUCUGUGCUCUCUUAGCCUAAAGUCUCCAGGUAAGCGAGGGGCCUCCCAUUUAUACAAACAAAAAUAAUGUUAAUACUAUAUAAACAUUGCUGUGUGCAUCCUAGAAGGGUCAGCGACCAUAGGUGGGUUAACAGGGAAAGUUAAAAUUAAUCUCCCCGUCCCCUUCUGCUUCCAGAUCUUUCUUCUUCUUGGUAUGCACCUCGGGAAAUCAACACAUAGGUCCAUGUUUGUCUUAAAUGGCUGGCCAAGUAGAUACUAGCUAUUGGAACUUCAACUCCCAUGAUGCUUUGCCAGCUUAAAGCUAGUAAGACAUCAUUAGACUUGUAGUUUUUUUUUUUCUCUCCAAAAAAUUAGAAUCUUUCAUUUGGCCACACCUGCCUUCUAUAGAAUGACACAUACCUUUCCUCACAGCCACUUUGUGGCAGAGUGAUAGGAAAGUGUGUUCUUAAGAGAAAUUAGUUAAGCUUGCAGUAUAACUUGAUUGGACAGUUUUUAUGUAUAGGCACGUUGUAGCCUAGAUGUUGCCGUUAGGAUUUCAGUUUGCUACAAUUCAGAUAUGGAAAAACACAUGUAUCUUACAAACAUCCUUAUGUAAUGUGUUGAAGUAUAUGUAUAAAAGUCCGUUUGGUGGAUGUUGUGCACUGCAUGUGUAAAUUGUGUACACUGCUAUGUGUAUAGGCAAUAUGUCUGUGUGAGUGUGUGUGUGUGUGUGUUUGUGCUUUAUAUAUACAUAUAUAUGUGCUUGUGUUUUGUACACAUUAUUUUCUGCAAUACAGUUUUUUAAUUGUAAGUGAAUCCACGUGUCUCAGAAUAUGUAGGUUUUACAUGUAAAACAACCUUUUUAUUUGAAUUAGAGAAAUACUCCAAGAACCAUAACAGCUCUAGAACAUGGUAGUCAAUAUGUAACUAGGAGUGCCUUGGAGUCUCCCCAAUGUAAGUAGUCAGUCAAUUUGCUAACAGAUUGAUUGCUUACCUGUGAGGUUUUACUCUCUGGUGCAGGAAGUGGGAGCAGCAGGCUCAGAAUUGGAGCUACCAUUAACUCUCCUGACAUCAUUAGCUGAGAGCAUAAGCUCAUCACUCUUAGUCAAUAAGUUAAAGGAAAACUCCAGUGCCAUGAAAACAAUCAGUUUUCCUGACACUGCAGAUACCCUCUCACUCCCACCUCCCUUCAGGUCACUUACCUUAGACCUUACCUUACCUCAGGUCGGUGUCGCUCCUCCCAGUAAUCACGUCAUCCGGUGGGUGAGACUGAUCCCGCCGCCGGCUGAGAAAACCUAAUGCGCACGCGCAUUAGGUCUCCCCAUAGGAAAGCAUUGAAAAAGAUUUUCAAUGCUUUCCUAUGGGGAAUUGAGCGACGCUGGAGGUCCUCACACAGCGUAAGGACGUCCAGUGACACUCUAAAGAAAAUCUUUUCUAUGAAUCAGGAAGUGCCCUCUAGUUGCUGUCUAGUAGACAGCCACUAGAGGUGGUGUCAACCCUGCAAUGUAAUUAUUGCAGUUUAUAAAAAAAACUGCAAUAAUUACAGUUGCAGGGUUAAGAGUAGUGGGAGUUGGCACCAAGACUACUCCAAUGGGCAGAAGUGGCCUGGGUGCCUGGAGUGUCUCUUUAAGCCUGCCCUGCUGUUAGGCUAGUGAAGCAAUCUUCUGGAAACCAGGUAAGAAGUCAAACCGUUGGAAAACUGAUUACUUACAUUGGAGGGGGACUUGGGAGUGUUCCCUUAAUGCAAGUUAACGUGUUGAUUGUAAAGGCAUAAACUUCUUGGAUUUUCUGGAUUUAUGUGUAAUCUUUCAUGGUGGGAUGGAAGAGUGUCUCUAACGUUUUUACUUCUGUUGCCCUCAUUCACCCCAAUGGGAAUAGUGGUAUCAGUUGCAUGAAUGUGAUUAGAGCAUUGUACCACCUGAGAACAUUUUAUAAUUGGCUUCUAAGGUAGCCCUUAUGGAUAAAGAGUAUUUUCAGUCAUUUUGAGAUUUAAUAAACAUGUUAAGUUCUUCAUACCACUCUUUCUCAAAAGGGAGGAAUAGAUGUAACGUGGUGAAAUUUAGAUAAUAAAAUGGGAUUAUUUGGUUGACAGGAGAGGGUCUUGACAUUGGUAAGAGGUUUGUGAACAGCUGGGUUGUUCGUUAUGCAAUUCUGUCAUUGUUUUGCACACUUAACCAGAUCAUUAGAGAACGGUGCAUCCUCAGAGGUGAACUCUAUUUAUGGUCUGGGAUUACUAUCUAUAUAAACAUUUCUGAAGGGCUUGAAGUGUCCUUGACUGUAGAUGUGAAAGGUUGGAGGGAUAUUACUUUUUGCAAUUGGUGAUGUGAGGGGGGAUUUGAUGGGCUUUUGUAUUAGAUUACAUUGCAGGGUUUAAAUGCCUGUAGUAACUGUCACCCGAACAAUAAAGCAGCCCAGUAAAACACUCCAUCCACCAGGAGAUCAUCCAAACUGAUGAUCUUAUGGCCAGUCAGUUGCCUCUCAGAUAAGUACUAAGAGGUAGGAUUCAUGUGUUGCAGUUGCUGCACUGUUCUGGCUCUGCUUCUCAUAGAGAAGCGUUAGUUUCUGCUCUGUCCUACAUCACAAAGUGAUCUGAAAGCGUUGCACCUUUGUAAAAGGUGCAAUUUUCUCUUGAUGGCUCUCUUAUAAAAGCGUGAAGAGGGGACCCCGUUAAUACCUUAAAGUACUUUAGGAGUUUGGUGCAGGGUUGUGGAAUUGUUAGUCAAAACUUUCAACUCCUAAAUUUAUGGUACUUGUAACGGACCGUUUUACACAUAAGAGGUUAAAAACUGUUUAGGCGAUAUUCCCCUUUCCAGAUGCACCGACAGCUACUGUAAGCACCAAUCUUCCUAAUGGCAAACUACACAAAUUCACCUACUCCCAAACAGGAAACACACGAAUACUGGAAACAGCCGAACAGGAAAAGCAUACAAUCAGCUUAUACUCCUGGCAAUCAGCAUACAAUCCAUUUCCCCAAUAAUGAGUUGACACUUCGUUUUGAGGGUCAAGCAGGAACUGAUUUACUGGGGCUACCUGCCUGACUUUUAUGCAGGUCUCCCACCUGGUGGACACUCCCCUAGGGGACCAGAUGGGAAACAUAUUGGACAUUGACCAAUCACAGACAUACACCUUUAAACACUCCCACAAUGCAUCACAAUCCCUCCUCUCUGUCCUGGAGGUAAUUGUGAAAUAAUUCCAUUAUCUCCAAGGACAGAGGCAAAACUCCAUUAGCCACGUGGCAGACAAAGGACAAUAAAAGACAUAAAAUUACAUACUGUUACAUUUAUCACAUAGAACAUACACAUUCUACCUAUCCCCAGAUAGCUUAGAUCUGAGCGCACGUUACUACCGGAUGGCGCUCAGAUCACGUACAUACAGUUCAAUCGCCAUGGAGCCAAAGUCUUUCAUACAGUCUUUCAGUAUACGGCUGGGCUCCAUGGCAUAGCUAUCUGGGGUAGCAUGGCUUUAACAGUCUGCAGAAAGCCACGAAUCCGCUUUUCUGCAGGGAAAAUAAAAGGUUUUAAUUGCCGGGCCAUAGUCUAAAGGGAGCAGGCAAGCAACCAGGCUCCUCCAGUGGACUGUGGCGAGGCUGGUUUUGCCACAGUAAUACACAUGGACUCCUUUUAUGAUAUACUGUUUUUAAUUAUAUUAAGACUACCACAUUAAAGUUUGCAAUAUAAGUCAUAAUUUUAAGCAUUAAAAAAAAAAAUCUUCCAAAAACUAGGGGUAAGCUAACUGGCUGAACAUAAAGUUGUUGAUACGUAGAGGAGAAGAGAAAAAGACCUAAUGCCUUGAUACAUGCAGUGUUUUCACCCUUACAUGAAACUGGACUAUUUGACUUCUGCAGCCUAGCCUAGGCCCACAUGUUGCACAUUAUAUAGGGGGUUGACUUAUCUGCUGAAAAUAGGUCUAAACCUAUAUCACACCUCUAAGUGUGGGGGUCAAUUUAUAUGAUGCAUCAAAUUAUUUGGUGGCAUAUAUGGUACAUUUUAGCACUUUUUGCGGUACAGUGACAUCUCUGUAGAGGUGACCUGUGUAUUUCAUAUGAAUACAAAUCUUUGUAUUGCCUGUUUAUCUUACAACCUGGUUUCCGUAUCAAGCUUGUGAAGUCAUGUACAUAGAUAAGAACUGUAUGAGGUUACUUUACUGCCCACAUAUAUCCUGUUGGUUUUUAAGGCAAUAUUUUUAACCUUAUUACUCAUUCUUAACAUGUCAAAUAUCUGUGCAGAUUGAAAAAAAAAAAAAUGUAGUCCCUGCUUCCAGUUGGUCUAAAUGGAAACGAGUAUAAAAUAUUAAAAGCCCUUCGGCAAAUGGACACAUCUGUUUGGUUACUGUACUCUGGGCUACUUGAUGGCUCUUACGGAUUUGUAAAAUUUAGUCUCAUUGUAAUGGUGAUGAUGGUUUUGAUGGUAAGUGGCAAAAGUGAUCAAUAAGACAAGACAAAAUUUUACAAAUCCGUAGGAGCCAUCAAGUAGCACAGAGUACAGUAACCAAACAGAUGUGUACAUUUGGGAAGCCAAAUCCUUGCUUGCCUGAUUUUUUUUUUUUUUUUUUUUCUACCUGCAAGACCACUAGCAAUUCAAUGGGGUUUUAUUUUGUCAUACUAGACGUUUUUUCUUAAGGGAGGUACUUUGUGAACAUGCUCAGACAAUACAGUUAAAAAUGUGUGUUCUGUGUAAGAAAAGCUCAUUUUAGGCAGACUGCUUCUUAAAGUAUGUUGCUGUAUCAGGAUUGUUUGCCUAGGGCGGUUUGUAAUUCACCCUACAUUAAAUGUAAAACCUGUCUUAUUUCAAGUUUCUUCAGUUAGGGCUGUUGGAAUAAAAUUUAUAUUUUCUUUGAUUGGACCAUGAUUGGAAUGCCUUAAGUCCUUUUUAUUUAACGGUUUAUGUGAUAGAGGGUCAAAGCAUUGCACUUAAAGGACCACUAUGGUGCCUGGAAAACAUACUUGUUUUCCUGCCUCAAUAGGGUCCUUGGGUCCCCCUCCCGCUUUGCUCUAUGGUGAGGAAGGGGUUAAUCCCUUGCCGGCGCUGGGGACUCUCCUCCUCCUUUCCCGUCAUCGGCUGAAUGCGCAUGCGCGGCAAGAGCCGCGCGCACAUUCAGCCAGUCUCAUAGGAAAGCAUUCUCAAUGCUUUCCUAUGGACGCUGGCAUCUUCUCACUAUGAAAAUCUGUGAGAAGCGCGGAAGUGCCUCUAGCGGCUGUCAAUGAGACAGCCACUAGAGGCUGGAUUAAUCUCUGAAACUGCUAUGUUUACAGCAGAAAGGGUUAAUCCUAGAGGGACCUGGCACCCAGACCACUUCAUUAAGCUGAAGUGGUCUGGGUGCCCAUAGUGGUCCUUUAACCGAUGUCCUGCGUUACACUGAGUUGCUAAAUUUUGACCAAAACGGUUUGAUUUAACCAAAAUGCAAGAUUGUUGUUUGCGCUUGGAUCACCAAAACUAUUGCUUCUCCCUAUCUUUGCCAUUCUACAUGCAUGAGGUGGUGUGUACAGUCAUCCUGGAGUAAUACUGUGCAAACCAUAUUUCUAAGUUUCGCUUUUACGCUGUAUUCCCACUGAUAUCAAUGUGGACUUAGAUUCAUACAAGGAAAAGCAUUAAUUCUCUUCAAUUUAAAGCAAAAAAAAAAACUUGGCUCAAUACGUAAAUAUUUAUUUAUAUUUAUAAUCCAAAUGUGAUUUAUUGGAAACAGAAUGCACAAGCCUAGCGACAACCCUCCUUUCACAUACCCUACAGCAAUCUUCGUCAAACUUCAUUUCUGAAUUCUGCACUUUUUAUUCCCACUAUUUCUGUGGUAAAGAUUAUAUUAAUAAUUAAGUUUAAUUUAAAAUAAUUUUCAUUUUUAGUUAUCUGAGAACAGCAGUCUGAGAAAACAAAUAUUAUGUUACUGUAUUUGUGCUAUUUAUGCAUUCCGUAUUAAGCUUUAUAAAUGAUGGAAAAAAAAACAACUCAUAUUUUAGACAUACUUGUUAGUCACUUGCGUUUCUUGUUUUAGUGUUUUCUCUGUUGAACCACAUUUCCUUUUUCACUGUUACCAGUUUUGCUUAGUGCAGUAAAUACCACAGGGAUUAUUGGUGAACUGACCAGUGACUAUAUUAUGUUUGCCAAGGGAUAGCAAUGAUUGAAAUGUUUUUGCAAAUCCAGUCAUUGAUACAAUGGAAAACAUAAUAGGAUGAUAAAAGAGUUGAUUUGUGGUCUAUGCAUGAUUCAUGGCGAUACAAUGUACUGCGCAAGUGGAACUUUUUUUAUUUUAUUUUUUAUUUACCUACUUUUUUUUAAAACUUCUAUUUUCUCUGAACCUAUAAAAUUAAAAUCCUUGUUUAAAAUAUUGUUUUAAAAUUCUUAAUUAAAGACACAACAGGUGCUAGCGCUUAAGGAACAUUAUCGGGUCAGGAAUACAAUUCCUGACCCUAUAGUGUUAAAAACACAUGUAUGGUUCCAGGAUCCCUCCCAUCCUUAAAUAAUAACAAUACAGAAUUGAUGAUCUCAGCCAAUCACAAUGCUUUUGCAUAGGAAAGCAAUAGAUUUGCUAAAAUAGUCAAUUCUGAUGUCACCCAAGGGGACAGAGAGGACCGAUGCUGCUCUAGCCAAUUUGCAUCUCCUCAGAGAUGCAUUGAAUCAAUGCAUCCCUAAGGGGAAAGUUUAGCAUCUCCAUGCAGAGCGUGGAGACACUGAACGACCGUGGACCCAGUAAACGCCUCUAGUGCCCAACAAAGGAGUGGCCACUAGAGGAGUCCCAAAGCAGUAAUGUAAACCCUGCCCUUUUUUUCUGAAAAGGCAGUGUUUUUUUUAGGUUGCAGAAAAACUGGCCGUGCUCACAGUUCUGGUGACUAUAGUGUCCCUUUAAAGACCAACUUCAUAGAUUAUAUCACCUUUUACAUAGUCCAGGCUUUAAUCACUGGUGUCAUAAACUGUUCUAUGCCAAUCACAGACUUACUAAAAUGUCUACCAGACAGCCACUAGAGGGACUUCAAGAGGGCAUGAGGACAUCCAGCGUGCAUAGACUCUAUAGGAAAGCAUUAAAGGGACACUCCAGGCACCCAGACCACUUCUGCCCAUUGGAGUGGUCUGGGUGCCAACUCCCACUACUCUUAACCCUGCAAGAGUAAUUAUUGCAGUUUUUUAAUAAACUGCAAUAAUUACCUUGCGGGGUUAAUUCCACCUCUAGUGGCUGUCUACUAGACAGCCACUAGAGGGCACUUCCGUGUCCCUAGCACAGGAAACCUGUGCUAGAGCGUCGCUGGACGUCCUCACGCUGUGUGAGAACCUCCAGCGUGGCUCAUUUUCCUAUAGAAAAAGCAUUGAAAAGCAUUUUCAAUGCUUUCCUAUAGGGAGCUCUAAUGCGUGGCAUUGCCACACAUGCGCAUUAGGUCUCCCCGGCCGGUGGGCGGGAUCAGUCUUGCCCACCGGCCGACGCAAUCACUGGGAGGAGUGGCGGCGAAGGAAGAAGCAGCGACCUGGGACAUCGUCGCUGCCUCUGGUAAGUUACUGAAGGGGUUUUCACCCCUUCAGCAACCGGGGAUUGGGGGGUGGGAGGGAGAGGGGACCUGCAGUGCCAGGAAAACAGAUUGUUUUCCUGGCACUGGAGUUUUCAUUUAAAACAAUAUUUUCCUAUAGGGAAUCCUAAUGCGAGCGCUGCGUUUUCUGCACAUGUGCAUUAGGUCCCCCCCACCGGCUGAUGUCUACGUGGGAGGAGUGUGACCUGAUUUCCCUCGGUGCUGGAUUCAGUUAGUGGGAGGGGGACCACGCGUGGUGGGGGUUACUGUAGGUACCUAUAGUGCCAGGAAAACCGCUUUUUUUCCUGGCACUAUAAUAUCGGUUAAUUUUCUGAAGAUCUUCAGUAUUACUGUAUAUACAAUAAGAUUCAUCAGAAUAGCCAACUAGUGUAUCACAGUUCACAACCUCUUAGGAUGCAAGGAUUACAAUGGUGUAUUUAUACCUUUAUUUCACAUUCUUAAUAAAAUACAAAUUAAAAAACAAACCCUAGAGUGCACCUUCCCUCAGUGGAUUCACAGAGCUAUUGUUUUGUACAGUGGUUUGGAAGAUAUACAUACUGUGUCUUGCCUUUAAAUUUUUGUAGCUGAUAUAUUUGUUUCUCUUCUAUUCUAGAUGGCUCAGUGUGUGACCAAAGUCCAGCUGUCAAUCUCCUGUACAGACUUGCUGGAUAAAGACAUUGGUUCCAAGUCAGAUCCUCUCUGUGUAGUUCUACAAAGUGUUGGCGAUGGAAAGUGGUCAGAGGUAAAGAGGAGAGGGCAGUAUUAAUUCUUGUAUCUAUGGUAGGACUGUAUAGUCUAGUCUGUUACCUCUGAGUUUUGUCAACAUGUAUAUUUUAUUAAGUUGUGUAAAUAGCUGUGUAAUUUAUCAUUUAUUUUUUUUACAGUGAUAUAGAUUAAGUUUUAAUCAGUGGAAAAAAGAGAGAUGGACUGGAAUAGGCAUGGGAAAGUACUUCAGAGACAGGUGUGGAUAAGUCUGGGGAAGCAGUGCAGGGAAAGCCUCAACAUGGGUAGCAGUACAGAGCAUGUGAUCAGGCAAUAGGGAAGACUUGCAGAGAGCCCGGGGGAAGUUUACAUAUAACCUAGUUUGUUUUGAAUCUAAAAAGACCUGGUUUAGGAUGGAGAGCUGUGUGCAGAGACGUCUGUGGUCUGAUAUAGGCAUGAGAGCAUGGAUGGAGGUAAUCUGAGGUAUACAGGAGGAUAAAAAAAAUUUAAGAUUUGUUUGAUUUAAAUUAUUCGCCUCAUUAAACUGGCAGACUUAGUUCAGUGUAACUUUUUGGAUAUUUGGAUGCUGUCUAAUCUGUAGACCGUUAUAUUGCGGAAGGAGAUUGUAUUUUUGAAGUCUGAGAUUUGUAUAUUAUCUGGUAAACAAACUCCAGCUGGAACUGAUGCAAAGCCACUGCCGCAGAGACAUACUAGAAAUGGCAUAUUGCACGGUCUGUUGCUCUACAUAAUUCAUUUUCAGCACUUUCAGAGUAUAAUGGUGUUAUGGAAACAGGCUCAGGCACUGAGGGCAGUGGUGUCGUGGAGACGGGCUCAGGCACUGAUGGCAGUGGUGUUGUGGAGACGGGCUCAGGCACUGAUGGCAGUGGUGUCGUGGAGACGGGUUCGGGCACUGAUGGCAGUGGUGUCGUGGAGACGGGCUCGGGCACUGAUGGCAGUGGUGUCGUGGAGACGGGCUCGGGCACUGAGGGCCGUGGUGUCGUGGAGACGGGCUCGCACCAGGCCGGUAUCGUGGAGACGGCUCGCACCGAGGGCCGAACCCCACACCCAACCCAAACCACCCCCAACCCCACACCCCCAACCCCCCACACACCCAACCCCACACCCCAACCCGCACUGAGGGCCGUGGUGUCGGGAGACGGGCUCGGGCACUGAGGGCCGUGGUGUCGUGGAGACGGGCUCGGGCACUGAGGGCCGUGGUGUCGUGGAGACGGGCUCGGGCACUGAGGGCCGUGGUGUCGUGGAGACGGGCUCGGGCACUGAGGGCCGUGGUGUCGUGGAGACGGGCUCGGGCACGGAGGGCCGUGGUGUCGUGGAGACGGGCUCGGGCACGGAGGGCCGUGGUGUCGUGGAGACGGGCUCGGGCACGGAGGGCCGUGGUGUCGUGGAGACGGGCUCGGGCACGGAGGGCCGUGGUGUCGUGGAGACGGGCUCGGGCACGGAGGGCCGUGGUGUCGUGGAGACGGGCUCGGGCACGGAGGGCCGUGGUGUCGUGGAGACGGGCUCGGGCACGGAGGGCCGUGGUGUCGUGGAGACGGGCUCGGGCACGGAGGGCCGUGGUGUCGUGGAGACGGGCUCGGGCACGGAGGGCCGUGGUGUCGUGGAGACGGGCUCGGGCACGGAGGGCCGUGGUGUCGUGGAGACGGGCUCGGGCACGGAGGGCCGUGGUGUCGUGGAGACGGGCUCGGGCACGGAGGGCCGUGGUGUCGCGGAGAGCUCGAACGAGGGCCGGGUGCCGGAGACGGCUCCGCACGGAGGGUCGUGGUCGCGGAGACGGGUCGGGCACGGAGGGCCGUGGUGUCGGGAGACGGGCUCUCGCACGAGGGCCGCGGGUGUCGUGGAGACGGGUCGCCGGCACGGAGGGCCGUGGUGUCGUGGAGACGGGCUCGGCACGGAGGGCCGUGGUGUCGUGGAGACGGCUCGGGCACGGAGGGCCGUGGUGUCGUGGAGACGGGCUCGGGCACGGAGGGCCGUGGUGUCGUGGAGACGGGCCGGGCACGGAGGCCGUGGUGUCGUGGAGACGGGCUCGGGCACUGAGGGCCGUGGUGUCGUGGAGACGGGCUCGGGCACUGAGGGCCGUGGUGUCGUGGAGACUGGCCCCGGCCCGGAGUGUAGUGGCAUUGUGGCGACGGGCCCCGGUGUGUGUGUGUGUGUGUGUGUGUGUCUGUUACUGAGUGUGUCUGUUAGCUAGUGUAUGCAUAUCUGUCAGUGAAUGUGUGUGUGUAUUUUAGAAGGUUGGGUGGGGGUGGCACGGGGCGGAGGGGGCGUCUGAGUUUUGUCCUGCAUAGGGGAGCACAAAACCAGGAUACACCAUUGGCCUUACUUCAGUAGUGGGGAAAGUAAUGGAAACCAUGUUAAAAGAUAGGAUUGUUGAACAUCUAAAAAUCACAUGGAUUUCACGAUCAGAGACAUCAGGGAGAUCAUGCCAAACUAAUCUUAUUGAUUUUUUUUUGAUUGGGUAACUAAAAUAAUAGAUAAGGGUGGUGCAGUAGACGUUGCUUACCUAAAUUUAAGUAAGGCUUUUGACACUGUUGGUUUAUCAAUAAACUGCAAUCUUUAAAGGGAUACUCCAGGCACCCAGACCACUUCUGCCCAUUAGAGUGGUCUGGGUGCCAACUCCCACUUCCCUUAACCCUGUAAGUGUAAUUAAUGCAGUUUUCAUAAACUGGAAUAUUUACCUUGCAGGGUUAAGUCUUCCUCUAAGUGGCUGUCUAUCAGACAGCCACUAGAGGGACUUCCGUGUUCCGGAAGUGUGUAAGGACCUCCAGCCCUGCCAAAAUCCUUUCCUAUGGGGAGGUCUAAUGCACAUUAGGUCUAGACGUGCGGAGUAUGACCAGAGCUGAGGGACAUCGGCACCGGACUCCAGUAAGUCACUAAAGGGGUUUUAUCCCCUUCAGCAACUUGGAAUUGGGGGAUGGGAGGGAGGGGGGCACUACAUGGUCCUGCAGUGCCAGGAAAACUAAUGUUUUCAUGGCACUGGAGAAUCCCUCUAAGUUUGGAUUCCAAUAUUGUUGAAUGGGUAAGGCAGUGGCUGAGUGACAGGCAACAGAGGGUUGUAGUCAAUGGAGUAUAUUCAAAGCUUGAGCUUGUCACCAGUGGGGUACCUCAGGGAUCUGUACUUGGACCCAUUCUCUUUAAUAUUUUUUAUUAGUGAUAUUGCAGAAGAUCUUGAUGGUAAGGUAUGUAUUUUUGCUGAUGAUACGAAUAUAUGUAACAGGGUUGAUUUUCCAGGAGGGAUAAGACAAAUGGCAAAUAAUUUAGGUAAACUAGAAAAAUGGUCAGAGUUGUGGCAACUGACAUUUAAUGUGGAUAAGUGCAAGAUAAUGCACCUUGGAGGGAAAAACCCAAGGGCAGAGUACAGAAUAUUUGAUAGAGUCCUAACCUCAACAUCUGAGGAAAAGGAUUUAGGGGUGAUUAUUACUGAUGACUUAAAGGUAGGCAGACAAUAUAAUAGAGCAGCAGGAAAUGCUAGCAGAAUGCUUGGUUGUAUAGGGAGAGGUAUUAGCAGUAGAAAGAGGGAAGUGCUCAUGCCAUUGUACAGAACACUGGUGAGCCCUCACUUGGAGUAUUGUACACAGUACUGGAGACCGUAUCUUCAGAAGGAUAUUGAUACCUUAGAGAGAGUUCAGAGAAGGGCUACUAAACUGGUUCAUGGAUUGCAGGAUAAAACUUACCAGGAAAUGUUAAAGGAUCUUAACAUGUAUAGCUUGGAAGAAAGACGAGACAGGGGGGAUAUGAUAGAAACAUUUAAAUACAUAAAGGGAAUCAACACAGUCAAGGAGGAGACCAUAUUUAAAAGAAAAACUACCACAACAAGAGGACAUUGUCUUAAAUUAGAGGGGCAAAUGAUUAAAAAUAAAAUCCAGGAGGGGCGUGGCCUGCAGCCGGAGAUGAACGGACGCCUGUAAGAACAGCUCCGGCAAACGGAGACCUAAAAGGGCUGAAACCAAGCGGUACACCGAGCGUAUUAUAUCUACACUGACCGGAGGAGGUGAGCAUCAUGUCGCAGAGGCAGAAAAACAAAGCGGAGAAAUCCGACCGAGCCGCGUUCUUCCUGACUAAAGCCGCGGCCUCCAAGCUGAGAGAGGGCCAGGAGCCUGCACAAGAUGGCGGCGACCAGGAGAGGCGGGAAAACUCCCCUCCUCGCUCACCAGAAGAGCAACCCCUGACCAUGGGGGGCAUCCGAGCAGUGAUGGAGGAAUUCACGACCACCAUUCAAAGGAACAUGAAGAAACAGCUCCAGGAGCUGAAAUCUGAAUUACACAGAGAGAUACAGGAGAUAGGUAAUCGCACCACACAGAUUGAAACCAAACUGGAUGAACAAGCUGUAGCUCACAACAGCCUAGCAGAUAAGAUCCAAGAGCUGGAUAAUAUUUUGGAGGUACACAGAAUAAAACUAGCGGACAUGGAAGACAGAGCAAGGAGGAAUAACCUCAGGUUCCGAGGCAUUCCAGAAUCUAUACAAAACGCUGACCUCCAAAGUUACCUAUCAAGCCUAUUCCAAGUCCUCGCCCCAGAAAUUCACCCUGACCAAUUGCUUAUCGACAGAGCGCACAGACUACGCAGACCCAAGCACCUACCUCCUACAGCAGAGAGAGAUGUAGUUGCAAGAAUUCAUUUUUUCCACGCCAAAGAAAAAAUUGAGAGCCAGUAGGGUCACAAGCCUGCCUGAUAAAUACAAAUCUAUAAAAAUUUUUGCAGACCUAUCGGCUGACACCCUGCAUUUUCGGAAAUCUCUGGCACCCAUCACCUCAAUUCUGAGAGAACAGAACGUGAACUACCGCUGGGGAUAUCCAGCCAAACUCCUGAUUUCUCAUCAAGACGCGAUCCACAUGGUUACAGAUGUGACUCACGGCAUUCGCAAGCUGAAGGAUUGGGGCCUGCCUCUCCCACCCAUUGGACCAACAAAGUCGGCAAGAAUCCCAAGAUUGCAGCCGGAAUGGUCGACCAAAUGAAGCACCUGUGAUACACGUAACUAUAUAGCACACACACCUCUACGAAUAAUAAAACAGACUGAUAUAAGACUUUAUAAUGCCAAAGACACUCUCGUUCCAGAAUAUGGUACAUAUAUUAAUUAACAUGGGCACUACAAGCUCUAGACUCAUCAAAUCAGCAGCAUAUACAGCUGGUUAGAUUUAGACUCUGCCCAAUGCGCAAUUUGUACUACAUGAAGGAAUGGACUGCGCAUGAGAUGUUGUUAGCUACAGACACCUUCACUGCGCUUACCCAGAGAGGGUGUGUCACGAGUAUCACAGAAUUAUAUUGGUUAUUUUACUGUAUGUUCAUGUAUUAACCACUUAACUAGUUUGUAAGUAUUUAGCUUGACAUUGCUCUGAGGUCUCUAGGUGAAUGACCGACAUGUUAGAUGGACUCACCUGCACCCCCCCCAUUACCCGCAUCUACUGGCUAGAUUGCGGAACGAGGCCCCAGUUAUGGGAGCUUUACUGGGUACACCACCCACAACCUGUUUCGACCCAUCUUUACCCCCCCGUACCACCCCACGACAUUCAGUACACAUGUUACACCCUCAACUGGAACAUUCUCGCAAGCAUUACCACCACCUGGCAUACAAUAACAACCCCAGGAUACUAUUACACAUGGUUGGGACACGACUUAGCGUGUUGGGCUUUAGAAAUCCUAUUAACCCACCAUGAAAAUUUUGACUUAUAAUGUAAAAGGGUUGAAUACCCCAGGUAAAAGAAGCCUCUUGUUACAAGAGCUUAGGAAACAAAAAAUCGAUAUAGCCUGUGUCCAGGAGACACAUCUUAAAAAUACUAAGGUCCCCGAAUUGUACACCAAACACUUUCCAACCCAAUAUCACGCGGUCUCGAUAAAUAAAACCAAGGGGACGUCCAUUCUAAUCCACAAAGAUGUGGCGUUUAUAGAACAGGGAAAACUAGUGGACCCACAGGGUAGAUAUAUCAUUUUGACAGGCCUCUUCAAUAACGCUCAGUACACCCUGGUCUCGGCAUACUUCCCUAACACAGGUGCAGAGAUAUUUCUCCAUCGCCUUAUGCAGAAAAUUGACCAACACAAACUAGGGGGACUAAUCCUCUGUGGAGACUUUAAUUUUAUCACUUCUCCUGAGGAGGACACAACAGCACUCCCUCAGGGCGCAAGGCGAAGACAAAUGGUAUCAACAUGUAAAAUGUUAAAUACAAAACUUACAUUACACAAUUUAUACGAUAGCUGGAGGGUCCUCCACGCUGGUGAGAGGGACUACACGUUCCACUCGAGAGUACACAACACUUACACCCGGAUUGAUACCUUUUAUGUAGACCAACAAACGCUAGCACAAGUUUCGACUUGUACUAUUGGUGACAUAACCUGGUCGGACCACAGCCCUGUAUACCUAGAGCUCUUCGACUCUUUCCAAUUUAAGGGGAGGGGGACGUGGCAGUUAAAUGAAUCAUUAUUACGAGACAACACAUUCAUACAACAGGUGAGGACGGACUUAACUGACUAUUUCCAGACAAACUCUGGGGGAGACGUGUCUGACCAAACCGUGUGGCUCGCACAUAAAGCGGUGGCGCGAGGCCUCUUCAUUAGACGCUCCUCACAUCUCAAGAAACAUAGACAAAAAACCCAACUAGAAUGCCAGAAACUGCUAGCAGUAGCGACGACCCAAAACAAAUUGAACCCAUCUCCGGCGCUGGCUAAACAGGUGCAAACCCUAACAAGUCAAUUAACAGAACUGAAUGCAGCGAAAACGGCCUAUUUUUUACAAAGGUUGAGGGCAACAUCCUACCACCAUAGUGGAAAAGCUACAAAAUACCUAGCCAACCGCCUAAAGGCGAGACUGGCAACGUCCAAAAUAGCCCACCUACAUACCGCGGCGGGUAAAAAGAUACAAAACCCUAUGGAAAUAACACAAGAGUUCGCUAAUUAUUAUGCUGCCCUCUACAACCUGGGGGAUCAGCCUGGCGUGGCCCCCUUAGAGGACGCUUCGAUUCGCUCCUACUUAACAGGGCUCCCCCUCCCGAGGCUGGACCAGACCCAGCACUCCGCACUACUGGAACCAAUCACAGUAGACGAAGUCCUGGACACCAUCAAACAGCUGCCCGCUGGAAAAUCUCCGGGGGCUGAUGGUUUGUCCAAUCUGUACUACAAAACAUUUGCAGAUAUACUUGGCCCGUGGCUGAUGCGGACGUUCCAGACGGCGACGGACACGGGCCAACUCCCCUCCGAGAUGCUCCUAGCCACAAUAGUAACCUUGCCCAAACCCGGGAAACCCCCAGAUCAAUGCAAAAAUUUUAGGCCCAUCUCACUGCUAAACUCGGAUGCCAAGAUCUAUGCUAAGAUACUAGCCACCAGAAUGAGUAAAAUUCUUCCAACACUGAUACACGAUGAUCAAACUGGGUUCGUGCUGGGGAGGCAGGGGACGGACAACACCAGAAAGCUAUCCCUGGUGUUGGAAAAGAUGCGGGGGGCCGGUCCAGGGAGUCUACUACUGGCCUUAGAUGCUGAGAAAGCCUUUGACCGCCUGGGCUGGCCCUUCCUCCGCCGGGUGCUGGAAGGGUUCGGAUUCCCACACCAAUUCAUCACCCAGAUAUUUGCCUUGUACUCACACCCCUCAGCCCAAGUCCUGCAAGCGGGGUUUUUGUCCAUGCCGUUCAAAAUUACGAAUGGCACGAGACAGGGGUGCCCCUUGUCACCCCUACUAUACGUACUAGCCUUAGAGCCAUUACUUGCAGCGAUCAGAACCCACCAAGCAAUGGGCGAACGAUAAAAAUUAGCGCAUUCGCGGACGACAUCUUGCUGUACAUUACAAAUCCUGUCAAAUCCCUACCUAACAUAAUGAAACUCAUCAAGGAGUACGGGGCGCUGUCCUAUUACUCUCUAAAUGCCACAAAAACACAAGCAUUAGGUUUCCGCCUGGACUCACAAGUCCUGACAAAACUGCAGAGAGAAUACCCAUUCGAAUGGAGAACUGGGAACAUAAAAUACCUGGGACUAACAUUCACCAAAAACCCAAAUGAUAUGUUUCCUUCCAACUAUAAUGGGGUCUGGAAAGACUGCUCCGGAAUCCUGAAAGGCUGGGGACACAUUUUCUUAUCCUGGGCGGAGCGCAUAAUAGCACUUAAAAUGUCCAUAUUGCCAAAACUCCAAUAUGUAUUCAGGAACCUCCCAUGGAAAGCACCAAACUCAUAUUUCAAGAAUAUACAGGCAAAAAUGUUACAAUUCACUUGGGGCACAGGACGGGCGAGAAUCUCUCAAAAAGUAUUAAUGGCCCCCGCGUGUAAAGGCGGGAUGGCGUUCCCACAUGUUAAAACAUAUUACCAAGCUGCGAUACUGGCAUCGCUGCUUGCACAUCUUACCAUAAAGGGCCAACCCCAAUGGGUACACAUGGAAAAUCAAGCCAUAGCCCCCCUCCGAGUCUCUAACCUAAUGUGGCUACGGAAAACCAUUAGACCAACCACAACGACCAUGCCGUCACAACUUAGCCUAGCACUAAAUAUCUGGGACCAACACAGAUCUCACUUUGAAUCGCAGUGUCCACUGUCUCUAGCAACCCCUACUGAGGCACUUACGUAUUGUAUCCCCACAUUCCAUGCAACGCCAUGGAAAGACAGGGGAGCCACCCACCUAGCCCACCUAUACAAAAAGGGCAAACUGCUGCCCUUUCUGGACCUGCGCCGCCUAUACAACAUACCACCCACAUCUCACUACUCACACAUCCAGCUACAAUCCUUCUUACACAAGCACAAUAGAGAACAAGCACAAAAACACGACGGAGGUGAAGAAAUCUCGACCUGGGAAAAAAUAGGGAUUACAGGGAUACCCCCACCCAAAUUUAAACCACUAUCUGAAUGCUACAAAAGUAUCCACUCAUACCAGCCGUUCCAUAGCUCUAUCCAGGCACAGCACUGGUCCACGGACCUGAAUGUUAACAUAACAGAACACAAAUGGAAACACAUAGCAACAUCAGUGAGAAAAUUGGUGAAAUCAGCCCCUCUUCUUGAACAAUACCAAAAAACAAUCUAUAGGUGGUAUAUGGUGCCCACUCACCUACACAGGCUGUAUCCCCACUCGCCCCCGACCUGCUGGAGAUGUGCUGGAGACUUGGGCUCAGAACUACAUAUUUGGUGGAGAUGCCCUAAACUAGAGAGGUACUGGAAGGAAGUACGACAACUUAUUACCCAAACUACUAAAACGGACAUUGCCCUAGAGCCCUCGACAUUUCUCUUACUGGACAUUCCCCCUGACUUGCCUGCCACGAUAAAGAAAUUAAUCUAUCAUAUAUUACUGACAGCACAGAGAGUAAUAGCGAGGUCCUGGAAAUCUACCAGACCCCCGAGCGUCUCCCACAUUAUACAAGAUGUAAAUAAACAACAAAUCUAUGAAACGCAAUACUCUGCUACACACACAAAAACGCAGCGCUGGGGGGGAGCAUGGGAGUUGUGGAGCUCCUGGACACACAAGACUACAAGCCACCUGGCACAACAACACCACUAAGACAUCAAAGUAACCUCCACACAGGGAGCUAGUUGACAUGGGGACAGUACACACAUAGCCCAAUUGGUAGAUAUAUAAGGAACAGCCACAAGGCGGGAUAACGAGGCAGGAAAGGACACUUGGCAGAGCCAGGAUAAGACAUGAGGGGGCAACAGGAUGACUGCAGGAAACGCUAAAAGAUUGGUUGACAAAAUGCUAGGAGCGGUCAAAGUCAAUAGAUGUGUGUAUGUAGUAUAAUCCUCAGCCCACCGGGGACUGGCAUCAUGUAUAACCUUGAACUACUAAUAUUUGCCUGACAACUCUAUUAGUAUAAUUCUUGCUGGGAAUGGAAUAUGUAUCUAUAAUGUAACUGUGUGUCACCCCAACCCCUUCUUUUCUGUACCCUACCCUCCCUAACAUUAUGACAUGUUGAAACUCAAUAAACUUCAAAUUUCAAAAAUAAAAAUAAAAUCCAGAAGUAUUACUUUACUGAGAGGGUAGUGGAUGCAUGGAAUAGCCUUCCAGCUGAAGUGGUAGAGGUUAACACAGUAAAGGAGUUUAAGCAUGCGUGGGAUAGGCAUAAGGCUACCCUAGACUUAAGAUAAGGCCAGAGACUAAUGAAAGUAUUUAGAAAAUUGGGCAGAAUAGAUGGGCCGAAUGGUUCUUAUCUGCCGUCACAUUCUAUGUUUCUAUGAGACUGGGGAUGGAUUGCAGAGGAAACCAGGAUUAGAAGAGUGAAGUAGUGCUGGGUAGUCUUGGAUUUGGCAAUCUGAGUAGAGAGAGCCCCGAUUUAUACUGUAGAUAAGUAAUGCAUGGAUUUCCUAAUUCAACAAAUCAAUUAAAAAGUUGAAGUCUCAUGUGAGAAUGGCUUCCAAUAUAUCCUUGCCAAGGCAGUGACAUCUCAACGUUAUUGAUGCACUACAAAUCCCGGGAGUCCGAGAUCACAGUGGUGUAUUUCUUGUGGUGCUGCAACACUUGCCCUUCUAAACCUUUUCUUCUAUUUAUAAUGAUAUAAUGAAAAGUCCUUUUCAAAGGGCUAACUCACAGAGCUGCAGAUUUGAGCAAAGUCUUUAGUCCCUUGGCUUGGAUAUUGAACUUGCCAAAUGUAUUUAAAAGGAUGCAAGAUUGCCAGUUACAUUCUAAAAAUACAAUGCUUUUGAGCUUUGGUCUAAUACGGUCUAUGGAAUUCAGAUUCUGACAGCAGUUUCUCUUUCCCUUCUAGUUGGCUCGGACUGAGAAGAUCAAGAACUGUCAGAGUCCUGAGUUCUCCACCAAGCCAGUCAUAGACUACUAUUUUGAGAAAGUGCAGAGCAUAAAAUUUGGGAUCUACGAUAUUGAUAAUAAAUCUGUGGACCUAAAUGACGAUGACUUUCUUGGAGGAUUUGAAUGUACUAUUGGUCAGGUAAGAUAGGCAUAUGUGUCUAUUUGUUGAAAUGCUUUGCAGAUUUGUUUACUUCCUCUGGUUUAUCAUAUGCAGCAAAAAUCUGUUACCAAUGUGUCACACCAAGAAGUGUGUAAAAAGAGGGCCUGUGCACACAACUAUUCUUUUAUAUGGAUCUUUUUUGUGCAACAACCUUAGCUUGAUUGCAUCUGGAAAUUGAUACAUUGGUCAUCAGUAAGAUAAUAAACAUUAGAAUAAAGUUAAAUGACUAAUCCUCUCUAGGAUAGCUAUAGACAUACCAUAUUAUUUAGGUGUUUUUAAAUAACCCUUGUAAUGUUCCUAUUGGAAUACAAUCCGCUUGCUAGUUCAUUAGUAAGUCAUUGCUUUAUAUAAUGCUCUAUAUCAUACUGCAUUCGUAGUCUACUAGAAGUAUUGAUUAUUUUAUUUAGAGGUGUGUUUGUGUUUUUUUUCUUUUGUUAAGCGCUAAAGUGGUGCAGGUUACUGUACUAUGUCGGUAUUUCAAAGCUGAGGGCUUUUAAACCAAUCUUAUCUACACCCUCUAUUAGGACAGGUUAGCCUUGCAGGGUCAUAACUAAAGUAAGAAUUUAAUGAGAAUUUUGAAUUUCAUGUCAAAACAGCUAUGCUUUCAGUUUAGUUACUCUAGUCUAGACUCUUAUUUGAAAUUCUUUGAAUUCACUUUAAAUUCUCACUCUACUAAAAAUCACUGUUAAUCUUUAGCAUUUUCACUUUAACUUCCAUUGUCUGAUCACAUUGAGUAAAUGAGCUGUUCUACAAGUUUGGGGUAGAUUUUUCAGAAAGUCAUGUCCUCUUGUGGUUCCAAGUUGUGAAGGACCUUAGCGUGUUUUCUCAAGGCUAGAGUUGCUGCUGUCCCCACUGAAAAUUCAUUUUAUUUUUUGUUUUUAUAAAAAAAAAAUCAUUUUAUAGUCUUGGAAGUGAAUCACUAGUAUUCUGCUUGUUUAAUUUUCUAGAUUGUAUCAAAUCGCACACUGAAAGGUCCUCUAGAACUAAAGAAAGGGAAACUUGCUGGAAAAGGAACGAUUUCUGUAAGUUAUUGUACCAUUGCAUAUAGUGUAUUUUUUAUUAUAAACACCAAAACAACUUUAUCUGACACUUUAUUCUGCAUUUGUACUGUUUGCGACCUAAAAUCAGGUGGUCAUGCUAUUUUAGUGUGUCACAAUUGGUAGGAACACACCAUUCUUCUACAUUACUGGCCACAAUAAGAUAAUAAUAGUUAUAGAUAUCAAUUAUUCCUGAUUUAGUAAUGUACUGAAACCUGUGCUAAGGGAAACAUUUAAUAGGCAGCAGACAUGUACAGCUAAAGCAGUGUAAGAUCUGCACAUUAUUCCUUAAGUCCUAUAAGUGGCACUUUUGUGUUUUAUGCUUCCUUUUAUGCCUCCUCAAUACUCACAUUACCAUUAUGCAAUUUGUGUAAAAAAAUUUAAAAAAUGCUGUUACCAGGCUUAUCUUUACCGCCCUGUGCAUUUUAGGAUCCAGUUCAGAUUACGGACCCUAACCUUCAAACUCCUCAACAACCCUAUUCAUCAUUAAAUUUCCUCUGAUUCAAAAGUAAAUCCACUUCAGUAAAUCAGUCCUGUUAAACCAUCAUUUCCCUUAUUUGUGCAGUGAGAUUGCUAAAUCUUUUACAGGACUUCUCAAAUACUUCUCCGUAUCAUUCCUAUAAAUGCCCUAACGCCUAAUUCAUACUACCCUAAUCUCCAUGCCUUCUUUCUUCUCUCUUUAACCCUGUAAGGACCAAACUUCUGGAAUAAAAGGGAAUCAUGACAUGUCAGACAUGUCAUGUGUCCUUAAGGGGUUAAUAGUCAUUGGUCUCUCUUUCUAGUUUCUAGUGCUUCCAUAGUCUCCUUUGUGCUAAACUUCUAUUUUAUGGCUCUCCUUUUGUUUGUUUUCUUUAAAAAUGUAUCUAGAUAAAGCUGCCAUAGCAGUCAUUCUCCCCUCUUCUUUCACACAUUGUUCUUCCUGUUGUGGUUCCCCCACACCCUUUCUCCUAGAUUGUAAGGUCAUUUGAGCAGGACACUCUUCACAAUAUAAACAUUAUUGGAACUCCGUGUUUCCGUAUACACUGUCACAGCUCUGGACCUAAUUGGUAAUUAAUGUGCUUCUCUUCUAGAUCACUGCGGAAGAGCUCAAAGACACAAGGGUUGUGAAUUUAGAAGUAGAAGCCAGGAAUUUGGACAAAAAGGUACUAUCUAAAAAUUAAUCAUCCGUUUCAAAUUUGGAAGUAGUAACUGUGUCAGUGUAGCCUUUUUUGAUCUUUAUUUAGACGUUUGUUGUAUUCUUAAUCAAAGCAAUAACUGAACAACGGGAAAAAAUAUAAUGACACAGAACAGGUAAGUAUAAAUGGUUCCCUCAACCGUAAGGUUGUUUUGAGCCACAGUAACUGUUAGUUGUCCCUUCUUGCCGUGCUCUGGCUAGUUAAAAGGAAGUUUCUGUAUUUCCGCAGGCAAAUUUUGAUUGCUGGUCUAACUGGCUUCUGUCACAACAGGAGAAGGUUGACCUUGGUACAGAGCAAACAAGAACUCCAUUCUGAAUGUCUUAGUUUCCACUCUUCUCUGCAAAGUUGAGUUCUGAAUUGCGAAUAAUCCUGUAAUCAGGGGAAAAGAGCUGGUUUGAUUACAGAUUUAUUUACUAUAGAAGUAGAUGGUGAAGAAAAAAAACAGUGGAGAUUGCAGUGGUGGAAAGUGUGAAGAGAAGAGGAAAGACCAGGUGGGCAGAGUUGAGGGGGAGAGAGCAUGAAAAUAAUGCAUAGGGAGAGUGUUGUCAAACCUGUUCAAUGUUUGUUUUUCUAGCUGUAUGAAUGAACGGUUUGUUCCAUCUUGAGGUAUUCACAAAUCCGGGUCACCAUUUGGCAUUGUAUUUAUCAUAUCUGUAGUAUAAAUAGGCUGUCAGCUCCUAUUUAUGUUUAUGCUCAACUCAUGCUAUGCAUUUUUAGAGUGACAUGACUUUUAUUUCUGUGGAGCAGUGGUCCUCAACCCUCUCCUGAAGGCACACCUAACAGUCUGGGAUUUAGGGAUUACCUGGUCGUGUCUAAGGUGUUUAAAAAAAAAAAACUAAAAACAAGUUAGACUCAAAGGUGUUUUUUUUUUUUUCUCUUUUUCUAAACACCUUAGAGUCUUGAGUAACUUACCUGCUAUUAAUUUCCCGUUUGCACUUUUAAUGCAUUACCGUAAUGCAUUGAUAUAGAUCUGCUACAGGCUUUAGUGCCCCUUUAACUCCUUAAGGACACAACUUAUGGAAUAAAAGGGAAUCAUGACAGUAUAUUUCCAUCAUAUGUCCUUAAGGGGUUAAUACAUAGGAUUAUAGAAUAAAGCAAGAUUGUUCUUCUUGACGUCUUUAGGACACACUUGGUCUUCAAGGGUUUUCGUUCAGCAACGCCCAAAUUGUAUGUUCUGAUCAUAUACAAUAUCAUUAAUAGAACAUCAACAUAAGAUGCCCCUACAAGCCUCUUCUCAUAAAUGCAGAACCCUUCACAAUGUAAAAACUCUUGUAUAAGGUUGAUAUAAAUAAUGUAUGUAAUCUUUUGUAAACAAGUCUGUGUUUUGUUUUUUUCUUCUUUGUUUUUUGUUGUUGUUUUUUCUCAAAGGAUUUAUUUGGUAAAUCAGACCCAUUCCUUGAAAUCUUCAAACAAGGAGAUAGUGGAAACUGGCAGCUGGCCUACAGAUCAGAGGUAUGAUUACAAGCACUUGAAAACUGCAUUAUUUAUACUGAUAUUGGCCUAGUAAUGGCUCUUAAUAUUUGCAACUGUUUUCUCAUGAUGCAUCAAGCUUCAGUAAAGGCAUGGGAGGAAAGAAUACUUUGCAUAAUACUGUAGUGAAACUCCUGGAUGUCUUCAUAGGACACCGACCAAGAUGUAGUAUGAAGAACUCACCAUGUUUGUUCAUUAAGCAGGAAAUUAACAGAUGACAAAAUAUCACUCAGGAAUAUUCCAAAUCUUUGCUGUUAACAAUAAUUAGGAUUAAUUGCCCUUUAUUCUGUUAAACAUUCUACAAAAGAAAAAAAUCUUAAUGAUUAUACUGACUCCCUUCCCCCAUGCUCAGCCAUCCUUCGUGUUAUAUUUAUUUAUAUAUAUAAACUUUCCCCCCCCCCCCUUGAGUCAGAUUUCAGUAUCUGCGUGCCUCCAUUUUGUUUUAAUGCAGUUUGCGCUUCUGAGGCAUGAAUUUUUAAUAUUUUUGUGCCUGAUGGAUUGUGGGUGCAUUACCUUGACAAUUAAAAAGGAACCUUGCGUAUGCUUCGCCCAUUGCAAAAGAUUGCCAGAGAAAAUGCUCUUCAUAACAAAAAGCAGUCUCUACUUUUCCUUAUCUAUAGAAAGAAAACCAAGAUAGAUUUAAUAUAAAAAAUGUUUUUAAAAUGUAUGUGUAUAUGUGUAUUUAUAUACACACACGUUGCAUUGUGGGAUAAAAACAUUGAAGGUGAUAGUGCUGCUUUAAAUCAUCUGCCUAUUUUAAUGUUAAUGUGUUGUUCACACAUGGCUGCUCUUUCUCAGGUUAUCAAGAACAAUCUCAAUCCUGUCUGGAAAAAGUUUAGUGUUCCAUUGCAGACAUUAUGUGGAGGAGACCUGAAUAAGCCCAUCAAGGUAAGCAUUUGUGUACCUGUGCUUUGCUGCUGACUGCAGUUAAUUGCUUAAUGGAUUGUACAUAUGAAACACUCACAUUAAGAAUUCAGUACGAAUUCACAGAAUAGGCACAUUAACUGCUAGCUUAAGUGUAAAGAAUCUCUGAUUCACAUGUGUAUUCUGCUGUCAGGUGUCAGUUAGUGAUCAUGAUGACAACUCCAGUACUGAUCUGAUAGGAGAAUUCGAGUGCACCACUGCCAAGCUGCUGGGAGCUCAAGAAAAUGCGGUGAGCCAUGUAAUCUUUUCUCACUCCGUGCCUCUCUUCCUCUAGGUUCAUUGUUCUGAUUAUGAUAGCGAUGGCUCUCAUGACUUAAUAGGGAUCUUUGAGACUAACUUGUCUCAGCUGCAGAAGGCUGGAGGAGGGACUCCGGUGAGCUGGAUUUUUCUUUUUUUUUCUUCCUAUUUAAACCAUUGCAAAUCAAACUAAUUUCCCCUUUCCUGCCUUGGAUGCAUCAAAUGUGCAAGCAUCUGAUUCAAUUAUUUUUCAGCUCUGGAAUGCAUGUAUGGUAAAGAUUGUUUGCUGAUCAUGUCCUUUGAUUAUGGUGUAAUGGCCUUGUUACUACACAGGUGUGGGGAGGUAGCAUGUGAUUUAAAAUUAAUGAAUAAAAAAAAUAUAUCUAUAUAUCAAGAACCAUAUAUAUAUAUUUUUUUUAAUAAUUCUUUAUUUUUAUUGUGCUUAUGAAUAUAUUUUUAAAUACAAGUAUUUACAAUUUAUUUUCCUUGUGUUCAGGUGGAGUUUGAAUGCAUUAACCCAAAGAAGAAACAAAAGAAGAGUUACAAGAACUCUGGAGUUAUCCGUGUCAAAUCAUGCAAAGUAAGUGUUAGUGCCACAAGUCAAAUCUGUAGUUUGUCACAUGGUCUGUUAUUUAGUUCCAUGAGCUUAUUAGUAAGUUUCUCAACUUCUUGGUGAGUCACUUACAUAGAAGAGUGUUGCUAUUUGCUUAUGUUUUGGAUAAAAGCAUACCUUAUUUAUUUUGUAACAGACACCUUGUGAGAAUCUGCUCUCUAAAUACCAUGCUUUAAAAACUCUAUUGAAAAACAAGUCUUUGUAAAACCCAAUUGUAAUGGCAGCUACGUGGUAUUUGGAGGGUAACUCAAAGGAAGAAAUCUCUUUAUGUAUGUUAAAAUAUACAUAGCAUAUUCCCAGAUGUCUCCAACCUUCACAGGCUCUCUUAAAGCUUUUAAUGAGAGAGCCUGUUCUGUCUAGUUUCAUUUAUCAAAAACUAUUAGCUUGACUAUUUAGUAAGCUAAUAGAUGCUCCACUGAGGCUUUGGUUUUUACACUGGUUUCAUUCAUAUCUUCAGCAGUUACGUCAUGACUGCUGAGCUAUAUGUCUUGUAACCCUGUUGCUUAAAGGGGCAGGGCUUUAAAUUAUAUAUGCAUUUAUCCACCUGAGGAUAAUUAUUGCAGACUUGCAGAAAACAAGGACAUUUCAAUUUUGGAAAUGUUACCUUUGUUUUCAUGUUUAGUGAUGUAUUUAAAAAAAGAUCUGUAACCUCAAGCCUAGAAUAUCCUUUAAAUUGGUGGAAGCAGAAGGCUGCUGCUGCUGCAAAACUCAAACACAAACUGCUGGCUUUAGAGAGGGGUUAAAACAUUACUUCUGGAAAUUGACAAAAAGAAAUACGUAGUCGACAAGAACUGUAUUUUCCUCAGGAGAUUUUUAUGCUUUAUUUGGUCUGAACGUUUUACGGUAUAAAAAAACUGUAUAAAAGACUAAAAGCAAUAAACGUGCGUUCGGUUUCCUUGUUAGAUCGAUGUGGAAUAUUCCUUCUUGGACUAUGUGAUGGGUGGCUGUCAGAUCAACUUCACGGUGAGUGAUUAUUCCAUUGGCAAUAAUGGAUAUUACUAUACUGAACUCACUGAUAGCUUUCUGGCAGUAUAAGAAGAUAUAUCAUGUGAGAAAUAAAAUCAAACUAUCAAUGCUUCUGUACCAUGUUUUAAAAGAACGUUUUGAAAAAACCCCACAAAUAUUCUCAAUCAUGUAUUUGUUUGUUAAACUCAAAGCAAACAGUGGUGCCCCCUGGUGGUAUUUUGUUUUAUGCUAUCUCCAGUGCCUUCUGUUUAAUACAUAUAUAUUAAACAGGCAUAUGAUUUACGAAUCUAUGAAAAUAAAGAUGGAAUCUUAAUUUAGAGCACUUAAUUAACUUUAUCAAAGAAGAGUAGCUAUGACUUGUACAAAGAUAAUGACACAGACUGAUAUUGUCAGUGAACUCUAAUAACAUGACUAGAGUGGUAAUACCAGAAGUGGUCUGUAAUUACUUAAAGCUGUAUGCUAUGGAGUCACACAAGACAUUGACUGGUCAUGGCACUGAAGUAUUUGUAUCUCAAAUAGGCCAAUAACAGUAAUUUUCCGAGUUAAUUGUUUAAAUUAGGAAUGUGUUAUUGUUAGGCUGCUGGAGCCUAGAUUUAAUAAUUUAACACCAGGAGAUGCAGAUUUGUCCCUGUGUUUUUAUAUAUACAAUGACGCCACACAGCAUGUUGAUUGUUAUUGGUAGAAUGGUCACUGUUAACUGUAUGGUCUUAUAACACAGGUGGGCAUAGACUUCACUGGCUCCAAUGGGGAUCCUAAGUCUCCGGACUCUCUUCACUACAUCAGCCCAAGUGGGGUGAAUGAAUAUCUGACCGCAAUCUGGUGUGUAGGGAAUGUGGUUCAGGACUAUGACUCGUAAGAAUCCUAAAUAUAUUUGAUAUCCUAAAUACGUUGAUCUACUCUCUUCCUUCUCAAUAUAAUUCAGUGAGCAGUCAAUAAAAUAUGCAGUGUAAGGACAGGUAAAUUAGACCUUGCAGUCUAAUUACAGAUGACUUAUUUUAUAGAGGGGUGGGGGAUUCGGUGACAGAAAUUACUAUGGCGUACAAGUCAACAGUCAACAGAACAGGUUUUUUUGACAGCCGGUGGGAUUAAUAAGGCUAAUUUUUUUUAAAUUUUUUUUUAAGUGUCAAUUUCUAUUAAAAUCUGUGCUUUUUGUAAAAUGGAGAAGGUACACUCUUCACAUAUAUUGCAUUAACAGAAACGAAUUAUAAAAACACUGCACAUUUAAGAUAAAAGCUAUACUUCUAAAAAUCACUUUGUUACUCUCUCUUUUGCUGCAUAAAACCAGUUGGUUUUGGGGGGGCGUGGCCAACCGAGCACCAGAGAAGACGUGCUUAAACAGAGCUCCGUCCCAGAAUCUCAAAAAAAAACGUUUUAAAUACGGAAAACAGACUCCGAAACACGCUGAGCGACAACUACCCUCACUCAGAAGACACAAUGGGGUGAAAAAACAGGAAACCUCGUCUUCCAGAGGCUCCAAAAAUGCAGGAUAUCAGACUAUCCUUUGAGAGGCCCACACCGCGGGGCCCAGCCAAAAUGGCGCCCGACUUGCCUAGCGAGGAUGAGGCACUAGAGAACUAUCAGGAGGAGGAGGAAGCCCCGGCCUCACAAUCGGAGGGGACCCCCUCUAAUGAGUCAGAGUCAGAUGAAGACUCUUCGCCGGCAACAAAGAGAGACAUUAAAAAUCUCCUGCUGGACAUGCGACGUGUGUGGAAGGCUGACCUCCUAGACACGCGCACGGAGAUAGGGACCCUCAAACAACGGGUCACAGAGAUCGAAACAAAAGUAGCAGCUAGGGACCAGAAAGUGCAUGACAACCACAACAAUCUGCAAGAAUUAACAGAGCAGGUACAGAAACUCACCAAGUCGAUGUUAGUGAUGGAGUCCAGGCACAGAAGGAGGAAUAUCCGCCUCCGCGGCAUCCCAGAGCACGUCGACGGCGAUGCAACAAUGCCCUUCCUCCGACGCUUCAUGGCCUCGCUGGGAAUAGGAGGCAACACAGGCUCAGAGGCACUAACAACAGCAUUCCGGGUCCGCAAAGCCGCAGCUGCCCCUACAGACGCACCAAGAGACAUAAUUGCCGCGACCAAGGACAUUGCAGUUCGAUCGGCGAUUAUGGCCAAAUCAAGAGAGCUGGGAACCAUACACUUCGAAGGCUAUGACAUAGCCAUAUACGGGGACAUCCCUUUUGCCGUCCUCGCAGUCAAGAGACAGUUAACACCGGUGGCCAGACAGCUGAGAGAGGCGUUGAUCAGAUAUCGGUGGGGGGUGGAUGGCUCCCUGCAGGUAACACAAGGAAACGACGUACUCACCCUCUCUUCUCCUGAGGACAAAGAGACUUUCCUCCAAAGACUGAAACUGAACGCAAAGAUCCCAGUGGAAGCCCAGAAGUUGAAAAUAGAUACACAGGGACCCAACAGAGUUCACCCAUUACACCCCCAGGCCCGACUCCUAGCCAAACCACGCCACUUGGAGACACACCACACUCAUAGAGGCCCUCCGAGGUUACCUUACCAGUAACUAGAAGCGAGACACACAAUAGUUGCUCACACUUCAUAAAUACGUACCCAUUUGAUGCCUGGUAAGCAGUAGCUAAACCCUCUCAACGACCUAAACACAGAGAUAACUUCCCAUGAUAUAAUGGAGGGGCCAAGCUGAGACCGCAUUAGAGGUACUCCUGCUUUUCAACCCAUAUAGCUUAAUAUAAACAACACCACACAGCGAUCCAAAUAUCAGCCACUAGUACACAUGUUGUCCUAUCGUUAUUUCAACUCAUUAGAGUUGCUGUGUAAACUUUAUAACUUUAUAUAUUGUGUACCAGAUGUAUUUUACAUUGUGAAAACACCAAUAAAAUACAAAUAUAAAAAAAAAAAAAAACAGUUGGUUUUUUUAAUCGCUCACAUGCAAUAAGGCAGUUGCAACACUAUAUAUUUUUUUUUCCUGCUUUAAAAUUCUUGAAAUAGUUCAGCUUUUCUAUUGUGUACAAGUAAUGUCUUUCAGUGGGUAGGUAGUUUUUUUUCCACUAGUAAUAUUGCUUAUUUGAGACAUUAUACUGUGUGACUAGCCACCAAAUCACACGUGUUUCAACACUGGACAUGCACGUUUAUAGGGCCCAAAUACUCUAAAGCAUUUCACAUUUUGUGAAAUGUAUUGAACUCCCUGAACCAAAAACAAAUAGAACUUGCCUCUUGUUAAGUCCGCUGCGGGAUGUGGCAUUAUUUAGAAGUCUUUGAGCUUUUCCUGCGUAAGUAAAUACUCCAGUAUAACGUGGAACGUUAUUUGCCAGUUACUGAUGCAAAUUGCAUUAUUACAUAUUAUACUUAUGCCUUAGAUUACUUUAGCUUCAUUAGGUCUUGGCUCCAUUCUGAAUAGGCACUUAUUAAGCUGGUGUAAAACAAAGAGAGCGGGGUUGUAUGAAGUAAUAUAAAGAUGCUAGAUUCGAUUCACUAAAAGGUCUUUAACAUAUACCUUUACAAGGCACAGUACUUAGAGUAUGUAUUUUAUCCACAGAGACAAACAAUUCCCAGCAUUUGGAUUUGGUGCUCAAGUGCCUCCACAAUGGCAGGUAAGGGUCAUGAGUUUUUUUUUUUUGUAUUUGUAUUACAUUGGCUUCCUUUAAGAGAGUCCUGUACUGCAUGGCAAAGGAAAGAUCUGGACGUCUCCUAUAGUACUCUUCUCCAGCAUAGAUUAUUCGUGGAGCGAAGUAGCGUAGACGCCAUAUUCUUAUCCAAGGCCUGAAGGAAUGUGGCAAAAUGUACAUGUACUGUCAUAAGGAAAUACAUCAUAGAGUGGUUUAUAAUUGUUCAUAGAGCGGUUUAUAAUUGUUCAUAGAGCUUUACAAUGGUGAACACUUUGCUAUGUGUUAAGAGUAAAACACAUUUAUAAAAUUAAACAUAACAGUAAUUAUUUUGUUUACAUGUAUAAAAUUAGCAUUUUUAAGAUUUGAACGUACAUAACGAUAACUAAAUAGCGAUACAGAUCAGAAUCCAUGAGCGAAAUACAAUGUGCAUACUGACAUGUUGUUUGAUUUUUAAUUCUCAGGUUUCGCAUGAGUUUGCCUUAAACUUCAACCCCAACAACCCCUAUUGUGCAGGUACGAUUCUAGUCUGCACAUUGUAACUAUGAUUUCAUUUGCAUAACACCAUGAAUAUUUCAAUGCUGUAGACCAAUACAGAAGUGCAAUUUUAUUUUUAAAUCCCUGUUUGUCAAAAGAAAAGAACACAGGCUUGCAAAAACUAAAUAAGCUAGUCCAGCAGGUUGAAGAUAGUUUGUUUAUUUAAACUGUGGUUGCUAGUACGUACUGGCACCAUAUAACUUCAAAAUGCUGCACAUGAAUAUUAUUUAUUCAUGGUGUUUAUUUUUUUGUACAGACCUCUGUAACUCCUUGAUCUAGCUCUGGGAUUAUCAUCAGUUUGGCAGGAUUCACUUUAUCUGUGUUUUACUGUUGUGUACUUUUGUGGUGCAGAGACCUCUGCAGGAACAAUUUAAAAGUGCACCAAUGCUUGUAUAACCACUACAGACAAGUGAAGGCCUUUCAUUCUCCCUGAACCUAAAUGGGAAAUAAGCUAAGCUCAGGGGCGGACUGACCACUCAUGGCCCUCGGGCAGUAGGUGUUCAAGGGCCCCCCGUCCUGGUACAAGGUUUUUUGGCUACUACUCUUCUCCCCCUUCUUUCUGCUGCUUUCACACACAUAUUAUGUGUAGGCUGCCCAGCACACAGAAUGGCUGUGUGAGAGCCAUAUAGCCCUGACUCCCAAACCUGUGGAGCCCCCCAAAAUGGCCAGAUUUACUUUUAAGUGGUUAAUCCAUCCAGAAACAGUGUUUUAAUAUACACUAUUUUUAGAUGGAGUAACCCUUGCUGGCGUGCCUCCCCAGCAAUUAAAAAAAAGAAAGCAAAUUUAAUUACACACUUCCACUGAUUUUGCUGAGGACAUCACAAGCAGCGUCCCCACAUGUGCAACCAUACAAGUAGCCACAUGUGUUUGGAGCCUACCUGUGAGGUAGCGUGUGUGGGGAUGCUGCUAGUGAUGUUGUGUUGGAUUAAUUGGUUCUCUUGUUUUACCUAUUGUACAACGCUGCAGAAUAUGUUGAUGCUAUAUACGUCAUUGUAAUAAUUGUGUGUGUGUGUAAGCUGUGUACAAUAUUGCAAUGGUGGGUAUGCUGUUUGUGAUGUGUAUUUGUAGGGAGGCUGCAUGUGGUUUUGUAUGUGUGGGGAUGCUGCUUGUUGAAUUGUGUCUAUACAGUGAGGCUCCUUGUGGGUUUUUGCGUUUGUUAAUGGGGCUAUUUGCAGUGCAGUAUGUGAGUGGGCAGGGCUGGUUGUGUUGCAGUGUGUGUGUGGUAUAGAAUCUGUAGUAGGCAUCUCGUUGUUACUGGGGCUCUAGUGUGUGCAUGUUUGGAUAAUAGAGGCUCUACUGUGUAUAAGUAGGAUAGUGGCUGAAGUAGGCGUGGGGCUGGACAGAGUAUGAGGUGGGACAUAGGAGCUGCGGUGAGCGCAGGAGGGGACAUAGGAGCUGCGGUGAGCGCAGGAGGGGACAUAGGAGCUGUGGUGGGUACUGAAAGGGAUCGGAGAUGGAAACAACACAAGAAAGGUGUGGAAAUCAGUGGCGCUUAUUGAUAAAGUGAAAAUAUUCCGCUGAGCUGCUAAGAAGCACUCAGUGGGUACUCCAAAAAACCCACUAUAACAUGCAAAUACAAAGAGAAAACCAAUUACCAAAAGUGGGUCGGUAUGAAAACUUCCCCACUACUUGGUAAGAGUGUAGCGCUAUAAACUGCCAUACCAACCCCCUCUGAUUCCCCCCCCGCACCCCCCUGAGGGGUCUGCCCACUGAGAAACAACUAGUUUAGGAAUAUAAUGAGGGUGCUGGACUAUCCAGGGAGUUCAGUUAUUCAUUUUUUCUUUGGUCAGCAACUUCUAGGAGACCUAUACCAUCUAAGACUCCCACAAGAAUUAUAUAUGGGGUAAAUACAUUUAAGGAAUUUCUUGUUUUCUCCUAUUUUAUGUACUGUUUUGCAAUUUAUCUGUAUGUCAUUUAUUUCUGUAUUUUUGUACACAGCACUGUGAAUCUUUUUUGUCAGAUUAAAUGUUUACUUAAUCAGCUUGUCUGUUUUCUAUGAGCUUCACUCUCCAGAGGAAAGCUCGGGUAAACACGUUACCAAAAAGGGUUAAUUAUGUGUUUGAUCAGUAAAAGUAGAACUGUGAUUCUAUAAUUCUCCUGUGUGUGGGGUAACCUAAGACGCCUGGGUUUAAAGUCUUUGUGGUGGCAGUAAAGUGUGUACUAGGGGUUUAGUGUAGAAGGUAUUGCAAGGGUUAAUUGAGUGGUUGCUGGGACUAGCAACAGGUAACCAGGGGUCUGGUGUCAUUAACCCUGUCACUUCCACACUCUCCCCACUGUCUCGGCUGGGCCUAUAGCCCACGCUCAUGACAGUGCCUUUAAGGUAGACAGCAGUACCGUAUUCCUUUGAUCUGUUCCUCCCCUUUCCUCUUGACCAGUAUGGAUCUCCAGGAAAAAAUGGAAGAAAGAAAUAUAUAUUUCACUGUGCAUCUUGGGUUUAGUAAAAUCUGCACCCAGAAGUUUUUUUUUUCCUUCCAUUUUUUCCUGUAGAUCCAUAUUGAUCCAUACUCAGAGAUCUCCUCAGCCAGAGCAUGGCUGUGCUGCCGGGCCUCGGUCCAUGACCGAUCUGCCCGAUCUGUCAGUCCACCCCUGGCUAAGCUAUUCUAUCCAAUUUGAGCUACUUGCGGUUCAGGGACAAUUCACAAACUAUCUUCCUAUCUUAUCUUACAAAUUAUCUAUGAAAAUUUGCAAUUACAUUUUAAGUUUUCAUAAUUUCUCAGUUUAGUAAAUAAACUUCAAUAUUUAUCUGAAUCUGACUGUCAUUCUGGGGUCAAGAAGGAAUUUUUUUCCUAGUUUGUUGCAAAAUUGGAAGUGUUUCAAACUGGUUUUUUUUGCCUUCUUUUGGAUCAACAGCAAAAAACAAAUGUGAGGAAGGCUGAACUUGAUGGCAGCAAUUCUCUUUUCAGCUCUGUAACUAUGUAACCUGUGUUCCUGCCUAUAAACACAGGUAGUUCCCAGUUUUCUUAGAAUGUGUAUGUACAUCCUGAAUGCCAAAACUAGUGAGCACUUUAUAAAGUGUCUGUCAGGUAGUUUUGAUUUGUUUUGGUAAAUUUACGUCCUAAGCAAAUACAUGUUUAUUUGAUAAUCAUGACAGGUGUUCAGGGCGUAGUGGAUGCUUAUCGCCAAGCCUUGCCACAGGUCCGUCUCUAUGGCCCAACAAACUUCUCACCAAUUAUCAACCAUGUGACACGAUUUGCAUAUAGUGCAGCACAACAGAAAACUGCAUCUGUAAGUAUGUAACUGUAUGUGUAUUGUAAGCGAGACUUGUACAUAGCUUUUAAAGGAACACUCAAAGUGCCCUCCCAGAAGUCAAUCUGUUUAAGAUUAGUUUGGAAUCUUAACUGCCCUUUGGGCAUCUGCUGAUACUGCCCCCUGCAAAGAGAACUAGUGUAGCUCUGCUGAACUAAGCAGAGCUGUUCAGGUCUGCUCUCCUUGACGAAGAGCGUUGAGUGAGUGCUCCUCUGUAUUGGGCAGAUGCAGAAUUUUGACUACUCUGGCAUGGUUUAAAGGCACACCAUGCUGUUUAUAUUGCAUAGAGUAUUUCAAGAUGUGCAGGUAACUUUAAUUUCUCAUGAUUAUUAAAGUAUCUCUCUAACCCUUUGCUACCAAACACUUUUUUUGGUUUUAAAUAAAUGUUACACCUAUAUUUGUGCAAGUAUAGGAUGCAUAGCUAUAAAAUAAACGCAUAAUAAAACAGGUGAUUUGUGUACAGACUGCUAGUCAAACAUAUAUUUUUGUUAAUAUAAAAGUAUUUUCCCAUUGAAGUUGUUAAUAUGUAAGUCAGGUUUAUUUAGCCAGUGGUCAGUCUCUGUGAUCAAGUAGAAAUGGCAUUUAAACCUUCAGAAUGAUGGGAACAUAAAAACAUUUCUCAUUAAAAUGAAGCUUUUUUUUGUUCUACAUUUCACUGUUAAAAUCUAAAGUUGCCCUAAUAAGAUCAUGCUUAUUUUGUUUUAUUUUGUAAAGCAUGUUUGUAGAUGGCAUGUUAUGGUUUUUGUUAUUGACUUUUAUUUUAUGUCUUUUCUUGCUUUUCAGCAAUACUUUGUCCUUCUAAUCAUCACUGAUGGGGAGAUCACAGAUCUGAAUGACACCCGAAAUGCCAUUGUCCAAGCCUCAAAACUUCCGAUGUCUAUUAUCAUCAUUGGUGUUGGAAGUGCAGAUUUCAAAGCUAUGGAAUUCCUGGAUGGGGACAAUGGGGUCUUGAAGUCUGCGAGUGGGGAAGCAGCUGCAAGAGACAUUGUACAGUUUGUCCCGUUUCGGAACUUUCAAAAUGUAAGCAGAUAGCUAUUAAUAUUCUGGCCUAUACGGUUUUGUUCUAAUAUUAUACCAUUAUUACUAAACGUCAUCUGCUGCUUAAAGGCCAAGCAGGCAUAGAAUCGAGAGAUGUUUUGAUAAUUUCAGCAGUUAAUAACAUAGGAUGAGUGCUAUCACUCUAUAAGCUGACUCUGACUCUAGAUUCACAGCCUGAGUCAGUUUUGUUCACAAGGCUAUGUGAUUCACUGUACCACUGACUAUGCAGCAAAGUUUGUGUGCUCAUGUUUGACAGGUCUUUGAGGGCAAAGGUUGAAUUUAAAUUCCAAAUCACUGCAGUUCUGUAAGCCAUGGUAUGCGGUGUCAGAGGAACAGUGCAUCAUAAUGCAUUGUGCAUCGUUUGGUGCUUAGAAUGACCUUUGAACCCCUCAAAUGGGGCAUUGACUCAAAUUUUUCUGCUCUUAUUUAACUUUUAUGUGCUGCUUCUAUUUGGAUACUCUUACAUUUUGUUUAGCCAGUUUUUGUUCUACUGCUAUGCAUAUUCAUCAACUUUUUUUUUUUUAAAGCCUCUGACUAAAUUCUCUCCAUAAUGUGUGGCAUACAUUGUCAUUCUAUUUUUUCCCCUCUCUGAACUUGUACUGUAAGUGAUCAAGUGAGGCUGACUAUUGGAUCAUCAAGCAUGUGGAGACCACAAAUGGAAAUACAGAUUUUAUUUUCUGAUUAAUAUGUUCUCACUUAUUUUUAGCAAUGUGUCUGCAUAUUGACAUAUAGGUAAUUUUAGGAAUAAUGCAUAUUUACAGCAAUGAUUGAACGGAGGACAUCCGCUAAUGUGUGGAUGCCAAGGUCUACUAAGGUUUGGUAUUAAAAUGUAAUGUUUUCAUUAAAGGGUUACAAAUUGCGGGCACCAUGACGAAUUCUAAAUGCAUAAGUGGUUGGAGUGUGUGUGUGUGUGUGUGUGUGUUGGUUUUUUGUUUUGUUUUUGUUUUGUUUUUUAUUAUAUUUUGCUUUUUUGUGCCCUUUUUAAUUACACCCCUGACACACGUGACUUAGGCAGCCUGGUUGCCUAAUGUUAAUUGUGUGCAAAAAUGUCUGUCAUCAGCACACACUGUGUGCUGGCAACAGACCACUUUUACCCUUGCUGGGAGCGCGUCUGCAAGUGGAGGCAUCAAUGUCUCUCUCGUCCUCUCUCCCCUUUUUGGCUCAGUGUGCGCAUGUGCUCUGAGCUAAUGAGAACUGUCAAAUAAAAUGCAUCUCUUUGAGAAGCAUUUGAUUGGACCAUGGGUAUGGAAACCGUGAUGUCAGAUGUCUCUUAAGUGGAAGAUUGAACGGCACUGGAUUCCAGGUAAGUUUAUUUAUUAAUUUACUCUUUUGGAGUUUAAAAAAGGAAGUGGACAUGGUUAUUAGUGCCCAAUAUGGCAGUAUAGAUUUAAAAAAAAAAAAAUACUAAGGGUUAUAGUAACCCUUUAAAAUUGCCAGCAUACGUGUAGUUUGACAGUUCUAUACACCUGAAAUGUAUUACUUCUCUACCAAUAUGUCCACAGUACCUGCCUGUUUUGGCCCUACACAUUGUACAGCAUAUAUAGCCACCAGCUAGGCACUGUGGCAAGAAACAUGCACACCCCUAGCUGGCUAUGCCAAUGUAUUGAUUUUGUAGGUUUUACUACUGUGCCAAAGUGUAUCUUGAGUAGGCCUACUGAACAUUUAUUACAUACUUUCCUGACAGCCACCAGCACUCGGUGCACCACAAAACUUUUCCAGAAAAGCAUUCGGUCUAAAAGACAGAACUGCAAAACCUCCAUAAUCCUCAGAUUGAGUUAAGUACGAGGCACAGUAGAAAACUAGGAGUGAGAAGGGUAAAAAUAAAUCCUUAAAAUUCAUAAACACAACACACCAAAAGCAAUAUAGCGUUAAACUAUGCAUGCAAGCAUAAAAUGGUGCAGUUUUAAAUAAAUAGAUUUCAUAUUUAAGUGCAACAAGCUAAAUCAGACAUCUGCUUGUGUAUGGUUCAGUUUGAAAAUUCAAUAGAUAAAAUUGUAAGAAUCCCUUCAAUUACUCACCCUCUCUCCCCCAUGGAUUCCACAUGUAAGCAAGCUAAAAUGAAAUGUAGGAAUGUAAUUAAAGUGUAUGUUUGGUAAUUUAAAUAUCACAAUGUAUAGAUAAAAUGUUACUACUUUCAAACUGUCACAAUUUCAUAUUUGUAUAACAAGUGCUCUAAAUAUGUUUUUUGGAACAAAAACCCUGAAUGCAUUAAAAAAACAAGAUGGCAUUGCUUUUGUUUACUGUUAAUUUUUUUUAAUUUUUUUUGCUCCAGGCACCCCGAGAAGCUCUAACUCAAGCAGUUCUGGCUGAAGUCCCCAAACAGCUGGUCUCUUAUUUCAAGUUGCUGGGACUGACCCCUUCGAAGCCUCCACAACAGACAACCACUUAGGCGAUUUCAACCAGGACAUCACGCUGCUCCUCUAGUAAUCAUACUUAGAGCAUUCAUAAAUCUCUAUAUCAUUCCCUUUUCCUAAACCUCUAUAUUUUGGUGAAUUUGAAUCCUAUUGCAAUAUAUAAUUCUAGUAAGACAAGCAUUUUAACUUGGUGGACCUGACAGGAAGGGAUGAUUUAUUCUAAAUCCACACUUGAAGCUGCUUUGACCUUUCCUGUAAUCUUCUAUUUGCAUGUAUAGCUUAUAUGGGCUAUAUGGGUAUCCCAUCAUCAAUCUCUAGAUAUUUUCUACAUUGUGGUAGUAGCACAAUCAAUUGUUUAGAUUAAAACAGUGGUCUUUCUUCAUUUUGGAAUAUGUAUGAACAAGUAAUUGAUCCUCCAUGGUCAUUUGUCCUAAAAGAUUCUUGGCCUGUACACGAAAGAUGGCAUUUUAUCAAAUAGAGCUGCUAUAUUGAAUUCCCAUCUCUCAACAAUUCUGUUAAAGAGCCUGUGACCUUGAAUUAAUUUUUUUUUUUUUCCUUGACAGAAUUUAGUUUAAGUAAACACUUGGAAUUUUGUGAAAGUACUUGGAAAUAGAUUGGAUGUCCCUUGUUGCAUGAGCAACUACCAAAACUUGCUUGUUAACUAGUAUCUUACAAAUAAUGUUCCAAAUGGGUAAACUGAGCGUGAUCUUCUGUGAGCUACGGAGAGCGAGAAAAUAUGAUGUAUGUUUCAAGAGAAUUAAGUUUAACUGGCUUCCUUAAUAGUGCUAUUUGUUCCAUUAAUGUCAAAGCAAAAAAGUGAUAUUGAUUGAAAAGAGUAUUCUAACUAAAAUUUGGAGUACAUUUAAACCGUUUUCUGUUUGGUUAGAGGCUCUGUUUUGAAUUUCCCAUCACCACUCAUGCCAAAUGCAAAUGAAUUCUACCAUUUUGCAGUGCUAUAUUUGCAUACAUUGCUGUAAGAUUUUAAUCGCCUAUAGAAUUAAACACCCUAUUUUGUCCUCUUAAGCUAUACAUACAUAUAUUUGCCUGGUAUUGGUUACAACCUAAAGAUUUUUUUUUAUUAAGCAUGAACAUAGUCUGUAUGAUAUAGUUUUGGAAUGGCUGUUAAGAUGCAUCUCAGUGAGAUGUCUAAAAAUACCACUCAGGAACUGGUUUUCUUGCACACGUACACAGCAAUUAGUCACUGAUAAAUACUGGGCUCUGAAAAGAGUUGGGAGUAGAGAUAUAUAAAAUGUAGACACUCUUUCGCCUUCAUAUGCCAGGAGUUAUUUAUUUUUAUUUUUUUUAUAUAUAUUUUUAAAAUUUUUUUUACAACUACCUUACCCGGAUAUAAUUUGGUGAUGUAAUGUUUAAGCCUGCAAAUGGCUCAAAGACGUUAAAAUAUAAUUUGGUAAUUAAAAAGACCACGCAGAUAUCACAUUCAAUGGCUAUUUGAAAUAGUAAAAAGAAGGUGCCAAAUUAUUUUGCUUUGUCUCUUCAAUUAUGUUGCUUGCAACACCAUAUUCCUUUGGUGCAAUAUUUAAAAACCUAGCCAUUGAUGGUGCUAGAACUUCAUCCUUCAUUUGGGGCUCCUGCUCCCCCCUCCUCAUUAGACCAAAAAAAAAUGCAUGAAAUGAAUGUGGUGUUGCAAAGGAAUGAAUAAGGUAGAUGACCCUUUUCUGAUUGAAUCAUGUAAUAUCACAGGAUGUGGUUUUUCUUUUUUGGUUUUUGUUUACAUGGAAUCCCUGAGAGUAAAGUUAACCGAAUCUGUUGGUACGCACAUAAACACGUUAAUGGCUUGCUCUUGGUGUACAGAGACCUUUUUCUUCAAACAAGUUUUCCAAUUUACAGGAAUUCAGGCACUUAAUCAUAAUCAAGUCACUUAUCUCGAAGCCUUGUGUUGCAGUGUUCCCUUGAAAGAUUUGAUGCCAUAUAUUUUUUUCUCCAAUCUUUGAUAUUCUGUUUUGCUGUGUUUCAAGCACUUUAGAUCUGUUUGAAUUAAUUGUCAAAUUACAACAUUAGCUAAUUGCUAAGCUUUUGCCGUGGAAUCCAAUGCAAUGUUUCUGGUUUUUGCAUAUUUAGCACUUUGCACACAAUUUAUUCUUGUUUUCAUAACUCUGGCUCUUAGAAGUUUAUUUCUUACACAUGCUUAACCUCUGAAAUCUAUUGUCUUCCUAUGCUUGAUAGGUUAAGAGUGCCUUAUUUCUGCUGUGCCUGCUACCAGAGAUGUUGGCCAAUGCCUUUCUUGUUCUGCUUUGCAUUGCAUUGCAGGGUCCCUGUUACAAUUAACCUAUGCAAUAUUUUGCUGUGAUAAAAUGGCUGUUAUUGUUUUUGCCAAAGUACAUAUUUUUUAUAUGUCCCUUGUACCUUGACAUGUUUGUGUUGCUCGCAAUAUAGUAAUUACAGAAUCUAUUUCUACGUGUCAGGAUCUGCAAUAUAGAGGAUCAUGUAAUCCAGUUUUUCUGUACAUCUAUGUAUGUAUUCAGUUGUCAAGUUUGUAUUUUGUUUUUGUAGAUUUUUACUUUUUUGUGAAAAUAUUCAAAUAAAUCUUUAAAAACCUCAUGCAUAUGUGUUAUUUAUGUAAACAAGCAUACUCGUAAGACCACUGCUUUAAAAUGAUGGGCUAUAUUUAUUUUUUUUAUUGAUGAUGACCUCAACCAGACAAAUUGUGAACAUUGGGCCAUCUGAGUGCAUUCAGAUUAUACAGUGGGAGAAAGAAG